AUGACGCCUAUUAGCCAUCUCGAAAUUCCCCGGCCACACAUCUGCAGCGCACUCCCUCGCCUUUCCUUUUUCCUCCUCGGAACAGCUCUCUCCCUACUGACGCAUCAUGUCUGCCUUCUCUCCGCGCAAUCGUCCGCUGCCACAUCGACAACCCCUCAAUACGACAGUAAGCGUUCGAAGCUCAUCCGAGGAGGCUUUUCCCGAAUACCUCUCGUUGAGACGGACAGCCAUAUCCACUCGUCCCGCUUCUAUCCCCGGCUCCUCAAGUCGUCCUCUCGAGACGAGCCCACAUUCUGGCCGGAAGGCAGCGCGUCAGCCACAGACUUCUCCUCCGAAGCUUCCCCCACGCCGUACGUUCUGGACACUCCGGACUUGCUCCCCGAAGCGGACCCGAGUUUCGACUCCGGAAAUCCGUUCUUCACUCCCAAAAAGCCCGUGAUUUUCUCCAUGCCGGACCCCGAUCCCACUGCCUUCGUCACGAAUCCAUCCGCGGUAGUGAGUGCCCCGACUGGGGUGAACGUGGAUAUCACAAGUGGCGCUCCGGGAAAUGGCAACGGGAUUCAACCUGCUUUCCCGCAGCCCGGUGCUGGUAACCAGGUAACCAGUAGCUUUCCCGCUCCGCGUCCCACUGGCACAAUUUACAGCGUGCGGAGUUUUGGAGCCAAGGGAAACGGAGAGUCAGACGAUUCCAAUAGUUUUUUGGCCGCGUUCGCAGCAGCGUGCAACGCGUCUCUUGCUGCAGAUGACGGCACCGCCCCUGCAACGAUGCUCGUUCCAAGUGGAUACACCUUCUACCUCACGCCUAUUCAGCUGAUCGGGCCUUGCGGGCCAGGAGGAGUGAAUGUCCAGAUUGACGGGAACAUAACCGCACCUGAGAAGCUCUCUAGGUAUCCGUCGUCAUCCAGAAAGGGCAUUUUCGCGUUUAUUCAAUUUGGGAUGAUCACGAACCUGACGGUGUUCGGCUCGGGGUUUAUUGACGGGCAAGGGGAGUCGUUCUGGGAGAAAGGAGGCGACCGACCAGUGCUGGUGUAUGUCUACAUGUGCAACGGCACGAGCAUUAGCGGCAUCACCCUUCAAAUUGGAGCACUUGGCAGUGGCAAGAUAUCAACACUCUCCUGCGUUUCAGACGUGACUGUGAAGUCCGUCCGGUUCUUCAACACGAAGAUAGGCCUACGCAUAAAGACUUUCCAAGGUGGAACUGGUGCAGCGACUAACAUUGCGUAUGAGGACAUCACAAUGGAGGGGGUUCGGUACCCACUGGUUCUGGAUCAGGUAAGUGAACUAUCUGAUUAA
Molecule: messenger RNA, 1293 nt
Organism: Closterium sp. NIES-65
Lineage: Eukaryota; Viridiplantae; Streptophyta; Zygnematophyceae; Desmidiales; Closteriaceae
Source: the annotation of a GenBank genome assembly